This is a messenger RNA of Capronia epimyces CBS 606.96, 1224 nucleotides long. RefSeq lists its product as uncharacterized. The record is from RefSeq and is a predicted model, not a curated record. Lineage: Eukaryota; Fungi; Ascomycota; Eurotiomycetes; Chaetothyriales; Herpotrichiellaceae. The transcript has a single exon. The coding region runs from base 1 to 1224 and encodes 407 amino acids. Gene Ontology annotation, molecular function: acyltransferase activity, transferring groups other than amino-acyl groups.
AUGGCCUCCUUAAGUGUCGGGGCACACGGCCCCCAAGAAAUGAUCCCUUCUGUUCCCUCUGCCCUGGAGCCUCGGUCUCUACCGCCAGCUCAAUCCCCCGACCUGAAACUGGUACCUGCAACGCCCGCUGAAAACAUCCAAACAGCUUAUUUGAACCAGCCCGAGUGGGGCGGCCCUCUGACACUGGAGCAAUACCUAGAGCGUGAAGCCAUCCUUAAAUCUACCGAUUUAUCAAGAGAAGGUCGCCUCGUGGGCUGGAUUCUCACCUCUGACAGUCUACCUACCAAUGACGAUGGGACCAGACAUAUAUUUGCCUCCUGCGAGACGUUCACCAUCCACGGUUACGUCGCCCAGUACGGCAUCAUCGAGAGAGUCCAAGCACAUGCCAUAGCCUCCGUCUACACGCGACCCGAGUAUCGUGGCAAAGGCUAUGCAGGCAGAUUGAUGGCAGAAUUGGGGGAGAGACUGGAAACCUGGCGACAAUCGUCCCUCCAAAAAGCGAAUCGUAUUGCCAAUCCAUUUUCCGUGCUUUGGAGCGAUAUCGGGCGAGACUUCUACGCCAAACAUGGCUGGAAGGCGUUCCCCAGUAACCACAUUCAUUUGGCUCCAUUGAACCUGUCUGGUUAUGAAGCCAUCCACGGCUUGCUGCCAGUUGUUGAUGACCUAUUUAUGGCAGAUGUACCACAGAUCCCGGCCGUCGACACUCUGGAGGAACGUUUGCUCCGCUUGUCUGAAUCAAACCGGGACAUCACCUAUGUUGCUAUCCGUCCUGAUCUAGAGCACCUACAGUGGCAUUUUGCGCGAGAAGAAUAUAUCCACCAGGCUCUCGGUAGACCGCGCCCUUGGAUCAAAGGCGCCAUACACCGAGAAACCGGUAUAGCUUUAAUAUGGUGUCGUGUGUACCCAGAGAGUGGGACAGACCGCCGACUUUGCAUCCUCCACACCGUUGUGCACCCUUCAGUUGAGAAUUCAGAGACUGCUCAAGCUGCAAUGACGGCCCUGCUACUAAGAGCGCAACUUGAGGCACAAUUCUGGGAGAUGGGUGCGGUGGAGGUCUGGGACCCGUCUGAUCUGGUGAUUGCCGCUGCUCAGGAAUUGAGAACAGAAGAACAAGGCAAAGUCGAAAUCGUUGCACGAGAGGAUCAUCUCUGCAGCCUCCGAUGGACUACUAGUAGUGGGAAUGAUAUCACCUGGCUGGCGAACGAGAAAUACGCCUGGUGUUGA